CGAUGAAAGAGGCUCGAACGCACGAGGCGAGUCAGUACAUCGUCGACCGCGAUCGAACGAGGACCGGCUGCACUUCCGCGAUCCUCGAUUCCCUCCAGUCCUUGGACUCGGGCCAACCUUUUUUCGUCGCUCGCCAUCAAGUUUUUUCAGUGACUCUGAUUACAUUGGAUUACCUGUCGCAAGGAUCGAAACUCAACCCGCACGGGGGAAAGGUACAGAGACCAACGCAACGAUCCGAAAAAACCUGUCCGGCCCGCACGUGUACCUGGAAUUCACCCUAUGAAACUAGUGCGUGUGCAGUGAUCUAGAAUAGAAGACUGUGUUCGAAAUCCGCGUCUCGUGGUGCGCGAUCGCGCCCUCGCAAUCACCGACGAAAAUGACCCAUCAUGUGGUGGAAUCCACCUCCGAGCUGUCUGCUUUCAUGAAAGCGGGUGUCAUGGCGGGGUCCGAAAGGGAUGCCGGGUUCUGCAGCGGCGGAGACGAGGACGAUAUGUCGGGGCUACACUCGCCGAGCGCCUCGGAGGACAGCGUGGAGGUGCAAGUGACGCCGAUAUCGUUGAGAAACAAGAGAAAACUCGCCGAACCGAGGAAGAUCCAAGAGCCUAGCACCGCGCCAUUGAAGAAGAGAAGGUUCGAGGAGGCCGUGGUGGCGGAAGAAGAGGAAUCGAGAACGACGCGAUCGCCGAGCCCGUUUCGACCGUGGAGCAGCUCGAGGAAGAGCGUGGAUUCGAAAAUCUCGCCUCUGAUUCGCGCGGAACAGACCACGGGGACGAAGCCAACCUGCCAAACGGCCUCCUCGUUGCCGUCGAGCACGCUGCCCUCGGCAACGACCGCCGUUUCGAAUCGAGUCUACGAGGACAGCGGCCACGAGGACGAUCGUAGCCGCCAGACCCUGGAAAAUGCCGCCCAAGGGGAAACGGAGGCGGAAGAGCUGCCGUCGAGGCUACGCCAGUCAACGCAAAAUCGUCUACCGCGAAUCGAGAGGCGAGAAUCCUCUCGUCAGAACUUGGACGCGACGACGGUGGUCAGCGUGGCGUCGUCGUCCACGAACGCGACAACAUUGUCGGUGACGUCGACGUCGAUGCCCGUGGUAUCGUCCUCGACGCACCCGAGACUGCAAGAGGAACCGCUGGCGCUCGUUUUAAGGGGCGAAAUAGCCACCAGAGUGCCGUCGCAUCCUGCCGUAAACGGAAGUUACGAGAGGAGGUGCUCGUACUCCGUGGGCCACGCGAACGUGUCGUCCGCUUCGUCGUCCUCCUCCUCGUCGUCCUCGACGUCCUCGUCGUCGUCGUCGGUGUUGCUCAAUCGUCAAGAGAACCGUCGUUCCGGCACGAACGGUUGCGGUUCCUCCCAGACGAUGAUGAUGACGACAACCGCGACGCCGAGCCCGCAAACCGGCCACCCGAGGCAACAUCCUGCGGCCGGCCAACAAAGGAACUACAAGAACAUGACUCGCGAAAGGAGAAUAGAGGCGAACGCCAGAGAAAGGACGAGGGUGCACACGAUAAGCGCCGCGUUCGACACUCUGAGACGCGCCAUUCCCGCCUACUCGCACAAUCAAAAGCUCUCGAAACUGUCCGUGCUGAAGAUCGCCUGUAGUUACAUUAUGACUCUCGGCAAGAUAGUCAAUACUCCCGAGGGAGAGCCGACGAACGGCGCGCCGUUAGGGGCUUGCGUGGAUAUCGUGUCGAAAACAAUUCAAACGGAGGGCAAGCUCAGAAAGAGGAAGGAAGACUGAAACCAUCCACCCACGCGGUCGGGAGAUUAUCGCCCGACAACUGCAACGUACAAAUUAAUGCGCAACCGCCGACGCUGUCGCAGCAGUAUCCUCUAACCCACCGAUCCUCCGCGAUCGAUCUAGAUUGCUUAUCCUCGAUUUCCUUCUAUUCCCCUCGGUUCGUUCACGAUACUGAAUCGAGACGAAAUAUCGGGUCCGCCAGACGACUUGAAAAGAAAAAAAUGUUCAGUAAACCGAGUAACGGAUCGAUAAUCUAUGGGGAUCGAUGCUUAAUCUCACGACUAAUGAGCGCGACUAAUUUGUAACGAGUGCAAAUUAUUAUAUGUGAAAAGUCAUCUGACAUUAUUUUCUAUGAUAAAAUAGGCCGAAUUUGAAAUACGUUUGCAAAAAUUUAGUAUCGAACGAUGGGCGUCCCAGAAAAUAUCCUGGAUUACAAAAUUUUUAUUCGUUGAAUCACGGUUACUACGAAAACUAAAUCGGUGUACGAUGAUUUAUGGUCUCCUGCUUCUCGUUAAAAAAACUGCACCGCGGAAGAGUUUAAAAUUUCGCAAUAUUUUCUGGAACGCACCGAUAUGUUACUUGGAUGCCUCGAGAAGUCAAGCGAAUGGAUAAGAAUGAAUAAAGCGAUCAGUCUUUAUUAUUUAAAUUACGAAGGUACGUGGAGGACAAAGAGGAAGAAGCUUCUGAAACUAAAGCUACGUGACGUGAACCUAGAUCUCGGGUCAACAUUCCUUGUUGUCGCCUGCUGGCAUGUGGAGAACCCUCGUUCUCGGCCCGUGCCACAAAAAAUUACAUUUACGUUUUCUGUUGGGUACCGUUUUCCCUCGGUUUGAAUCAUCGGCCCGAUAGUACUUAUCUUUAAGCAACAGAUGACCAUCGCAAUUAAUUGUGAUCAGAAUACGAACGUUCUCUGGUUUGUCCCGGUAGUUAUAUUGUGCAGCAAGUCCAAGAUUAUAGCGCUCGCGAACGUUACGAAAGAAUGUAUGCAUGUAUGUAUGUAUGAACGGCAUCGGGCUAAGCAGCACGUUGCUUCGAUUCGCGCAUCGACCGAUAACGAUGCGCACCUAAGUGUAUCCUUCUACGUUGUAAAACGAUUAUUGAGGCCGCACGCGCCCACUUCCAUCAAAGUUCAACGAAAUAAAA
Colletes gigas is the source of this 2881-nucleotide messenger RNA. RefSeq lists its product as uncharacterized. The record is from RefSeq and is a predicted model, not a curated record. Gene Ontology annotation, molecular function: DNA-binding transcription factor activity; protein dimerization activity. Lineage: Eukaryota; Metazoa; Arthropoda; Insecta; Hymenoptera; Colletidae. The coding region runs from base 377 to 1738 and encodes 453 amino acids. The transcript is spliced from 2 exons.